CAAUUUGACUUUGACAUUUAAAAAGUGAGAGUGGAAAUCCUGUGCAGCAGUAUUCUCGAAUUGAAUCAGAUUUUGUGAAAAAUUUGCCAAAAAUGGCCACCGUUGAGGAGUUGCAGAAGAAAGUGAAGGAGCUGGAAGCCAAGUUGGCAGCCGCUCAAGGAAAUGUGGGCCCAGCUCGUCAGAAAAUCGAUGUCAUGUCAUCCGAAGUUGUCGAUUCCAAUCCUUACAGUCGUCUGAUGGCUCUGAAAAGGAUGGGCAUUGUGGACAACUAUGAGAAGAUCCGUGAGAUGUCUGUGGCUGUGGUGGGUGUUGGCGGAGUGGGCAGUGUCACUGCUGAGAUGCUCACCAGGUGCGGGAUCGGAAAGUUGAUCCUAUUUGACUACGACAAGGUGGAGCUAGCCAACAUGAACAGGCUGUUCUUCCAGCCCCACCAGGCCGGGCUCAGCAAGGUGGAUGCUGCAGCUGCUACGCUGCAGAACAUUAACCCUGAUGUGACUAUUGAUGCAUACAACUACAAUAUCACCACUGUUGAUAACUUCCAGAACUUUUGUGAUACUAUCAAAACGGGCAGUUUGACCGGAGGUCCAGUAGACCUGGUCCUCAGCUGCGUGGACAACUUCGAGGCGCGCAUGGCGAUCAACACGGCGUGCAACGAGCUCAACCAGAAGUGGUUCGAGUCCGGAGUCAGUGAGAACGCUGUGUCUGGACAUAUACAGUUCAUCGUGCCUGGGGAGACUGCGUGUUUUGCUUGUGCACCACCCUUAGUGGUAGCUUCUAAGAUCGACGAGAGGACACUGAAGAGAGAGGGAGUAUGUGCGGCCAGUCUGCCCACUACCAUGGGUAUUGUAGCCGGUUUUCUAGUGCAAAACACAUUGAAAUAUCUGCUUGAGUUUGGAACAGUCAGCCAUUAUUUAGGAUACAGUGCAUUGACAGACUUCUUCCCCAUGAUGGCAUUAAAGCCGAACCCGCAAUGCGACGACAGCUACUGUCGAUCUCGGCAGGCGGAGUACAGAGCCAAGCCUGUGGUGGAGCUGGCCACUGAGGUCACUGAGGACAGCGCACCCGUACAUGCUGACAAUGAGUGGGGUAUCAGUCUAGUCGAUGAAAAUACGCCAGAAGAUGAUGACUGCUCACAUCUUAAAUUAGUGGAUGGGGUUCAGGUGGCCUACAGCGUCCCAGUAGACAAUAGCACUCCAGAAUCAAGUACGGGCGGCGCCGUCGCAGCAUCAGAACUGUCUCUCGAAGAACUCAUGCAGCAGAUGAAGUCCAUGUAAUUUGCCAAAAGCUGCGUAUCUUGCCCACUGCUGGGCAAAGCUGCGUAACUUGCCCACUGCUGGGCAAAGCCGAGUAACUCCAUAUCAUUUACUACAAGUAUGAGCAUUUAUAUUUGGUUGUAUGAGCGAGUGAGUAUAUAAAACUCCUUAUUAUUUUUGUUAAUAAUUGUUAAUUUCUAAGGAUAACUUAAACUUGUGAACUUAAAUUAAUUAUAAGUUUGAUCGGAAUCGAAAGUGGUAUUUAUCGAAAAUGUGUUGUUAACUGAGCUCAAAUUUAAAUUUCUACUUUAUGUUUAUAAUGACAUGACAUUAAAAGUAAUAUAACAUUGUAAGGUUUAUACAAGUUCAAAGUGAUAUGUGAUGUGCUACGAAAAGUUCCGAAAAAAAUAAUAUUUUUAUUUAUUUCGUGUUCGUUGCUUCUUUAUGUAUGUUGGAAAUGUAUAAGCUAAAAGCGUUUUGAGCACGAACUAUGGAUAUAACGGAUCUAAUAUCUGAGCCAUAAGCUAUGUUAAGAAUAUAUCGAAAUGUAAACUGGGUGUAAGCUUCGUGACAUUCCAGCUUAACCUGUAUAGUUUGUUUAAGAGUCAAUGCAUAGCAUAAGUAGUAGUUAAUUUAUUUUUUUGAUGUUUUUAAAAUUUUAUACCGAUAUUGUUGUUAGGUGCGCUGAGCUGAUUAUCAUUAUACAUAUUGUAAUAAAUUUUAUUAUAAUUAAAUAUCGUCUGUGAGUA
Molecule: messenger RNA, 2002 nt
Organism: Helicoverpa armigera (cotton bollworm)
Lineage: Eukaryota; Metazoa; Arthropoda; Insecta; Lepidoptera; Noctuidae
Gene: Uba5
Product: ubiquitin-like modifier-activating enzyme 5
Exons: 9
Coding region: 93-1274 (393 amino acids)
Biological process (GO): protein ufmylation
Cellular component (GO): cytoplasm; cytosol
Molecular function (GO): UFM1 activating enzyme activity
Source: RefSeq, a predicted model, not a curated record